Molecule: messenger RNA, 251 nt
Organism: Heterobilharzia americana
Lineage: Eukaryota; Metazoa; Platyhelminthes; Trematoda; Strigeidida; Schistosomatidae
Source: the annotation of a GenBank genome assembly
GGAUACAAAGAUUUAGAACUACACCAUGUAAACAAAGUCGUUAUCGGUCAAAUUCAUUUAGUGCAUGCGGUUGUCAACAAACUGAACAAAUGGCUGGAUCGAUUAAACUAUUUUAUUUAUAUGAAGAUAAAAAUUCGAAAAACGUGAAUAAUGUUAACAAUGCCAAUGAAAAGAAUAAAUUCUCAACAGUUGAACAUCGAAUGGAUGAAAUAUUUCUCAGUUUUAUUGAUCUCCCUACUGGACAUGUAAAG